Molecule: messenger RNA, 3771 nt
Organism: Cyanistes caeruleus (blue tit)
Lineage: Eukaryota; Metazoa; Chordata; Aves; Passeriformes; Paridae
Source: RefSeq, a predicted model, not a curated record
CUUCCUUCCACAGAGACACUGAUGGACUCCACAACGGCGACAGCAGAGCUGGGCUGGACGGUGCAUCCUCCCUCAGGGUGGGAAGAGGUGAGUGGCUACGAUGAGAACAUGAACACCAUCCGCACCUACCAGGUGUGCAACGUCUUUGAAUCCAGCCAGAACAACUGGCUCCGGACCAAGUACAUCCGGAGGCGAGGAGCGCACCGCAUCCACGUGGAGAUGAAAUUCUCUGUCCGGGACUGCAGCAGCAUCCCAAACGUCCCAGGCUCCUGUAAGGAGACUUUUAACCUGUACUAUUUCGAGUCGGACUUUGACUCGGCCACCAAGACUUUUCCUAACUGGAUGGAGAAUCCUUGGAUGAAGGUGGACACCAUUGCUGCCGAUGAGAGCUUCUCCCAGGUGGACUUAGGCGGGCGGGUGAUGAAGAUCAACACCGAGGUGCGCAGCUUCGGGCCCGUCUCCAAGAACGGUUUCUACCUGGCCUUCCAGGACUACGGGGGCUGCAUGUCCCUGAUCGCCGUCCGUGUCUUCUACCGCAAAUGUCCCCGCGUGAUCCAGAACGGGGCCGUCUUCCAGGAGACGUUGUCGGGGGCGGAGAGCACCUCGCUGGUGGCGGCCAGGGGGACGUGCAUUGCCAAUGCUGAGGAGGUGGACGUGCCCAUCAAGCUGUACUGCAACGGUGACGGCGAGUGGCUGGUGCCCAUCGGCCGCUGCAUGUGCCGGGCCGGCUACGAGUCGGUGGAGAACGGGACCGUCUGCAGAGGCUGCCCCUCAGGAACAUUCAAGGCCAGCCAGGGGGAUGAGGGCUGUGUCCACUGCCCCAUCAACAGCCGGACAACCUCGGAAGGGGCCACAAACUGCGUGUGCCGAAAUGGAUAUUACCGGGCAGACGCCGACCCCGUGGACAUGCCAUGCACCACCAUCCCAUCGGCUCCCCAGGCCGUGAUCUCCAGCGUGAACGAGACCUCUCUGAUGCUGGAGUGGAGCCCCCCGCGGGACUCGGGGGGCCGGGAGGACCUGGUGUACAACAUCAUCUGCAAGAGCUGCGGGGCGGGCCGCGGGGCCUGCACGCGCUGCGGGGACAACGUGCAGUUCGCCCCGCGCCAGCUGGGCCUCACCGAGCCCCGCAUCUACAUCAGCGACCUGCUGGCACACACCCAGUACACCUUCGAGAUCCAGGCCGUCAACGGCGUCACCGACCAGAGCCCCUUCUCCCCGCAGUUUGCCUCGGUGAACAUCACCACCAACCAGGCCGCCCCUUCUGCUGUGUCCAUCAUGCACCAGGUGAGCCGCACCGUGGACAGCAUCACCCUCUCCUGGUCCCAGCCCGACCAGCCCAAUGGAGUCAUCCUGGACUAUGAGCUGCAGUAUUACGAGAAGGAUCUGAGCGAGUUGAACUCGACCACAGUGAAGAGCCCCACCAACACCGCAGCAGUGCAGAACCUCAAGGCUGGCACCAUCUACGUGUUCCAGGUGCGGGCGCGCACCGUGGCCGGCUACGGCCGCUACAGUGGGAAGAUGUAUUUCCAAACCAUGACCGAAGCCGAGUACCAGACCAGCGUGCAGGAGAAGCUGCCGCUCAUCAUCGGCUCCUCGGCGGCUGGGCUGGUGUUCCUCAUCGCCGUGGUGGUCAUCGGCAUCGUGUGUAACAGAAGACGGGGAUUUGAGAGGGCUGACUCGGAGUACACAGACAAGCUGCAGCACUACACCAGCGGCCACAUGACUCCAGGGAUGAAGAUUUAUAUCGAUCCUUUCACCUAUGAAGAUCCCAAUGAGGCUGUCAGGGAAUUUGCAAAAGAAAUCGAUAUCUCUUGUGUCAAAAUCGAGCAGGUGAUUGGGGCAGGGGAGUUUGGCGAGGUGUGCAGCGGGCAUCUCAAGCUUCCAGGCAAAAGAGAGAUCUUUGUGGCCAUCAAGACCCUCAAAUCUGGCUACACAGAGAAGCAGAGGCGGGACUUCCUGAGUGAGGCCAGCAUCAUGGGGCAGUUUGACCACCCCAACGUCAUCCACCUGGAGGGGGUGGUCACCAAAAGCUCUCCAGUCAUGAUCAUCACUGAGUUCAUGGAGAACGGCUCACUGGACUCCUUCCUGCGGCAAAACGACGGGCAGUUCACGGUGAUCCAGCUGGUGGGGAUGCUGCGGGGCAUCGCCGCGGGCAUGAAGUACCUGGCGGACAUGAACUACGUGCACCGGGACCUGGCCGCCCGCAACAUCCUGGUCAACAGCAACCUGGUGUGCAAGGUGUCCGACUUCGGCCUCUCCCGCUUCCUGGAGGACGACACCUCCGACCCCACCUACACCAGCGCUCUGGGGGGGAAGAUCCCAAUCCGAUGGACGGCACCUGAGGCCAUUCAGUACCGAAAGUUCACCUCGGCCAGCGACGUGUGGAGCUAUGGAAUAGUCAUGUGGGAGGUGAUGUCCUACGGAGAGCGGCCCUACUGGGACAUGACCAACCAGGAUGUGAUAAAUGCCAUCGAGCAGGACUAUCGGCUGCCACCACCCAUGGACUGCCCAAAUGCCCUUCACCAGCUGAUGCUUGACUGUUGGCAGAAGGAUCGAAACCACAGGCCCAAAUUUGGGCAAAUUGUCAACACCUUGGAUAAAAUGAUCCGAAAUCCAAACAGCCUGAAAGCCAUGGCACCUCUCUCCUCUGGGAUGAACCUCCCCCUCCUUGACCGCACAAUCCCGGAUUACACCAGCUUCAACACUGUGGAUGAGUGGCUGGAUGCCAUCAAGAUGAGCCAGUACAAGGAGAGCUUUGCCAGUGCUGGUUUCACCACCUUUGAUGUAGUAUCUCAGAUGACUGUAGAGGACAUUCUGCGAGUUGGGGUCACUUUAGCAGGACACCAGAAGAAAAUCCUCAACAGUAUCCAGGGCUCCAAGACCAAUGGGAGUCUCCAAAGGAAGAGAAAAGAGCAGCUUCACGUUUCCUCUUGCACAAGGCUGCUGCAGCUGGACCCAGGCACCUCUGGAGCAGUGGGACUUCUCCAGGAAGAGGAAAGCAAGGAAAAGGCCACGAGAAGCAGAUCUCUUCCUCCCGUGGGCUCUGGGAACAGCGUGAGCCAGGCCCUUCCCCAGAGCCCCUGUCAGCAGAUCAAACGGGGAGAGCUGAAGCUCUUUGGUGCUGUGGAACCAAGUGCAUCUCAGAAACUGAUGGACUUCUUCAAAAGCUGAAGACUUUUUUUUUUUAAAAAAAACAAAACAAAACAAAAACACAACGAAUAAACUAAGACUAGAGGAGGCUGUUUCCGACAAACGAGAAGGAAUCUGUAAACGCCUUGGGGGGUGGGGAUGGGGAAAAGCAAUCCUUUUUACAUCUCUUAUUUUCUCUUGUCAUGGAACAGUUUUGUGAGUGACAGUUUCCUAAGGGUCCGUCCAUCCGCCCUCCAAUGGCAUCGUGUCUCAUACAUAUCAUUGCUCAAGACUUUUUAGUGAUAUCCUUUCUAGAUGCCAAUGAUCUUUUCCCAGAAGACUUCCCAAGUACAGUAUGUAGUAGUUUUUGAUUACAAAUGCUGACGUGUACCUUUAUUUUUCGGUUGUCAUUGUUGGGAGAUUUGUCCUUUUGCAUUGUUUUGUUAACACCAGUUUGUGAGUUCGGGGGUUGGAAAUUUUCGGUUGGUUGGGGGUUUGGUUUGGUUUUUUUUUUUUUAUAAUGAAAAAGAAAUGACAUCUCCAAGCAUCAUAUCAUCCAAGAACUUAAAUCCCUUCCCUGUGGAAGGAAAAAUUGCAGCUUAUUGACCAUAUGCCAGGAGAAAAAGGUUUUUUAUAUGCACA